GUCGGAGAUCGGCCUCGGCUUUUUGCCCUUUCUCUUUCGCUGAUUGGACCUGUCACCUCUUCUUACCAGGUGGUUCCAUCUUUUGAACGUAAAGAGGUUUAUAUCAUACUCUCUGCGGAUUCACCCGACUUCCAGAAGGCCCUCCAUCUACAUAUUGCUGGAAGUUGCUGAUUUUAUCCCAGGCAAUCGCAGCAAUCUUAUUGAACUGUUAUCGAUGCACAUCGCCUGCAGGCGAACAGCUCAUUCCCACAUAAUAUAACACACAGAUGAUCUUGGUUUCCAUAACCCUAAAAGGGGAUUAAAAUACAAUUACGUCAAAAGAUCUCUCAUACGACGAUUAGUUGAUACUAAAUGGAGACAGUCAUGCUCGGCUCAGAAAAGCGGCGAAGACGGCCGGCAGUCUCCUGUACUUUAUGCCGGAGACGCAAGAUCCGAUGCAAUCGAGAAAGUCCCUGCAGCAAUUGCCUGCGGUCCAGAAGCGGAACUUGCGUUUAUGAGAAUCCCAACCUACCUUCAUCUCCACAGCACCAUUCUGGCCAGCGGCUCACAGCUGGAUCCCAGGACUCGGUACCCAUUGACAGGUCUUCCAGCGCGAGCACUUCGCCAUUCCCCAAUCAUCUACCAAGCUCCCUGGCGACCAAUUUGACAAGACCAUCGACUCCUACAAGUCAACAUUCCGCACAAGAUGCUGAGUCGACGAGACUGAAACUCAGAAUUCGACAGCUCGAGGACCAGCUAACUAAUGCAACUCUCCGGCCUUCGGCCCCAGACUCCGAUAUUGAGACAACAAGCUCACAUGUGAGUGGAACCUUUCAUGUUCAUUGCAAGAGAAACGCAUCAGGCCAGCCCGAGUCCAUUCCCCACAGUGUUAGCCUUAAAACACGCUUGCUCGGCCAAAGUCAUUGGAGCGUCAGUGGUGUUUAUCUGAUGCGUGAUACUUUCAAUACGCUUGAGCCCCAUCUACGAGGAGAUUCAUCGAACGCCUGGUCUGGCAUAGAGAAGUGUAAAUCUCUGGCAAGAAGCAUCAAAGCGUGGCGGUCACCUUCGUGGCCCGCACUCCCGUCGUCUAACCUGCCUCCCCGAGAGGUCGCGGACACACUAGUUGAUAACUACCUCCGGACAACUGAGGCUAUCUAUCGAAUCUUGCACAUCCCUGCAUUUCGCAGAGACUACGAGGCACUUUGGGUGUCAAACACCGAGCCUGAAGUGGCCUUCUUGGUUGAGCUCAAGCUCGUGCUCGCCCUUGGUGCAGUCACGUAUGAUGAUCACUUCUCAUUGCGAACCUCAGCUAUUCGAUGGGUUUAUGAGGCCCAGGUCUGGGUUGCGGAGCCUAAGUUCAAGUUAAGAUUAAACGUACAGUCUCUACAGAUCUACCUGCUUCUUUUAUUUGCCCAAGAACAAGUCGGGGUCGGUGGAGAUUUGACAUGGGUUUCAGCAGGCGCUCUUCUUAGGAGAGCGAUACAUAUGGGCUUACACAGAGACCCAAGCUUUUUACCACGAAGAACAGCCUUCGCUGCUGAGAUGCGUCGAAGGCUCUGGAACACAAUCCUCGAGGUGAACUUACAGUCCAGUUUGUCAUCCGGGGGUACUCCUUUGAUCUCUCUUGGAGAUUUUGAUACAGCCCCUCCCGGUAAUUUUGACGACGAUCAGCUGGAGGCCCAAGAUCCUGUACCAAAAGUGGGCUUCACGCAAGUAUCCAUUGCAAUUGCGCUCCGCAAAACUUUUCCACAACGUCUUGCCGUUGUCAAGUUUUUGAAUGAUCUUGCUUCUCCCGGCACAUACGGGGAGACUCUCAAGCUCGAUGCAGAGCUGCGUGCGGCGUAUCGAGCGCUGGGCCAAAGUCUGCGAGCACUAAGCUCCUUGAACUUGAAUGCCCAGCCCUUGCCUUCUCAUUACGAAAUCCACGUAGUUGAUUUUCUCAUGCACCGCUAUAUCUUGUCUCUUCAUGUUCCAUACUUUGGCCCAGGCCUGCACGGGACAGCUUACACCUUCUCACAAAAAUCAGUGGUCGAGUCGUCGCUGAAGUUAUGGCGAACGGCGUGUCCAUCCUUAUCGCUCGUGGAUGCCCAGCUCGUCAGCGACACGGUUCCCUCUGCUAGUAAUGAUCUGCCGAGACUGGUGGCCUGCAGCUCGGGCUUUUACCCAACAGUAGCUAUUCAUGCCGCCUUCCUUAUCGCGGUAGAGCUCCGGAUGCAGCUGCAGGAGGAAGACAGUCUGUGUCCUGCUCCAUUGCGGCCAGACCUGGUUUCCGUAUUGGACGAUGCUAAAGCAUGGUGCUUGAGGGUUAUCGAGACUGGUGAGACCAACGUCAAGGGCUAUUUACUCAUGAGCCUGGUUGCAGCCCAGGUCGAAGGCCUCAUGCGCGGCUUCAGGGAGGAGCAAAUCGCCGAGGUGUUAGUCAAAGCUGUAGAGGAUGUUGAAUACACAUGCUUGCCCAAGUUAGAAAAAAUGGCGGCCUUAGCCCAAGGCCAGGGGAUGGGAGGGGGAGACGAGCUUCAGCACGCUGUGCCGGUCGAUCUGGAUGAGGACUGGGGCUUUACGACUUCUGAUGCACUUUUCAACCCGGGUGACACCGAGCCUAUGAGCUGGUUAUUUAACGACGACCUCAAUCUAGUAGCGUCGUUGCUUUAGUAUAUGAGUGGACCUUAGCAAAGGAGUCGCCACUAUUCGAAAAACGUUAAUAUGAACCGUCAUACACUUAUAGAAAUCAAUGUUUAUUGAACGUGAUAACCUCUACAUCGGGUUCCCAAUAAAACUGACCAGGGUCAAUGCUACUACGCCUUCCCGCAUUCGAUCAUCGAGAGCUCUGCCUUAUCA
Molecule: messenger RNA, 2817 nt
Organism: Aspergillus alliaceus
Lineage: Eukaryota; Fungi; Ascomycota; Eurotiomycetes; Eurotiales; Aspergillaceae
Exons: 3
Coding region: 352-2631 (759 amino acids)
Biological process (GO): regulation of transcription by RNA polymerase II; DNA-templated transcription
Cellular component (GO): nucleus
Molecular function (GO): RNA polymerase II cis-regulatory region sequence-specific DNA binding; zinc ion binding; DNA-binding transcription activator activity, RNA polymerase II-specific
Source: RefSeq, a predicted model, not a curated record